AUGGACGUCAAAGCACAUGGCGCAAUGGGACCGAAUAUUUUGCUAACUGGUACUCCAGGAACUGGGAAGACAACUCUGGGUGUAGAACUGUCGCAGAAAUGUGCCAUGAACUACUUCAACAUUGGGGAAGUUGCGAAGCAGGCUGAGCUGUAUGAGGGGUGGGAUGAGGAGUACCAGUGUCCUGUGCUGGAUGAGGACAGGGUUAUAGAUGAACUGGAUGAGGGUAUGAGAGAUGGUAACAACAUUGUGGAUUAUCAUGGCUGUGACUUCUUCCCUGAACGCUGGUUUGACAUUGUCUUUGUGCUGAGAACAGAUACUUCCCAUCUAUAUGAUAGACUACAACAAAGAGGCUACGCUGGGAAGAAACUUGAAGACAACAUUCAGUGUGAAAUAUUCCAGACAAUCCUUGAGGAGGCUAAGGAAUCGUACAAGCCCGAAAUCGUUCAUGAACUGACAAGCAACACACCAGAUGACCUAGAGGAAAAUUUAGAGAAAAUUAUUGCCUGGAUAGAGCAAUGGAAGGCCACUCACUAGCAUCUAGGCAUGUUUAUUGACUGAGAAUACAGCUCCACAAUUACAUGUGCUCACUUGACAUGUAUUUACACGAUGAGGCUUGUGCUGUUCCGGUAGCUUAUCAAAAGCAAAUGAUCAAGGGAGACAAGAGUGAAAGAGCAGUGGGACACAUGAAGAAGGCAAAGUAAAGAAAGUAUGACAGAUAUGAGAUUGGUUAGUUGAAGUGAUCUCCCUUUAGUGUAGCUCAUUUCUUUCGGACACAUGGUGCAGACUGAAAGUAGCAGGAUGCAGUUCUUCAGGAGAACCUUGUAAACCCUGUGGCCUGAUAUUUUACUGCUGCUUUAUUGAAAAGCAGAUGUAACUUUGUUUCUCAUCAGUUUGAAUAAGCACAUUUCACUGGUUUUCACUGGAUGAGAAAUUUGUUUUAGUCGUUAUUUAAUUUAAGACUGAAUGGCUUUUGGGACAGAGUGUCUUGUACACAUUGUAAGUGUUACACGAAAUGCUACAAAAUCUUUUUGUUUUGUUUUUGUUAUUGUAUGCAUGAAUGUGCAAUUCCAUUCUUCUUUUGUUAUAAGUGUUCACAUUUUUUUGUUAUACUGGAUAGUGGAUAAAUGUACAUGUUAAAAAUGUUGUGAAUAGAAAUCAAACGGCCGGUAAACUGUUUGCCUUGCCCGUGGUAAACCAGUAAUUUUUCUACAACUUACUCUCGCUGAUGAUGUACAAGUAUGGCUGCUUAAAGGAGGGGGCCUUAAGGACAUAGUGGCCAAAAUUCUCUACAUUCACAGUUCAAAUUGCAAACUUUUUAAACGGUUAAAUCUCAACAAACAGGUCUGCAAACAUCAUACUUCUGUGAGGACAAUAACUCCUUGCUCAAAAGUAGAUCUUUUAUUCGAAGAGUUGUUGUGUGGAUCAGUUUUGACACCUACCAGGAAAUGCAUGGAUGCUUUCUUGUUUGCAGGUUGUUACGGUAAUUAAACAUACAUAUGUUCAGUUUGAUGAGUGAUCAUGGCAUCAAUGACCCGAACAGAUACUUUUGAACGACUUUUGAAACAUGUGAAGAUAAAAUGUACUAAUGGCGAUUUAUUAAUGUUUUGAAAU
This is a messenger RNA of Liolophura sinensis, 1611 nucleotides long. Its product is annotated as adenylate kinase isoenzyme 6-like. The coding region runs from base 1 to 534 and encodes 177 amino acids. The record is from RefSeq and is a predicted model, not a curated record. The transcript is spliced from 4 exons. NCBI's taxonomy places the organism in Eukaryota, Metazoa, Mollusca, Polyplacophora, Chitonida, Chitonidae. Gene Ontology annotation, cellular component: nucleus; cytoplasm. Gene Ontology annotation, molecular function: ATP binding; AMP kinase activity; ATP hydrolysis activity.